AUGGAAUUCAAAGGGAAGGACCAGGAGCCCUUUGUGCCUGCUCUGAUCGUGGUGGAUAUGCAGGAAGACUUCUGUCCACCUACUGGAUCUCUGGCUGUUCAAGAUGGCCGGAGUAUUGCCCCGCUCAUCAACGAGCUCCUUUCAGAGCCGGGGUUCGUGACGCGCAUCGCAACCCAAGACUACCACCCCGCCGACCACAUUUCCUUCGCCAGUAACCAUCCCCCGCCAAACAACCGACCCUUCGAAUCCUUCAUUGAGAUGAAGAACCCAGCACCACAUAAGCACACCGAAACCAAGCUGCAGCAACUCUGGCCCGUCCAUUGUCUCGCUGGCCGUCCCGGGGCGGAGAUGAUCCCCGAGAUUGACACGGAUCGCAUUGAUCUGUUCGUCCAGAAAGGCAAGCACCCGCAGAUUGAGAUGUAUUCUGCCUUUGCAGAUGCGUUUGGAAAUCUGGAUCCCGCGGUGACGGCGCAAUCAGUCAACGUGGAGCUCGCAUCUGUGCUUAGGACAAAAGGGGUGACUGAUGUCUUUGUCGUCGGGUUGGCGGGGGACUACUGCGUGAAAUGCACAGCGAUCGAUGCCGUCAAGGCUGGAUUCCGCAGCUGGCUCAUCGAGGAGGGCACCAAGUGUGUCGUGCCGGCUGGCUGGGCGCAGGCGAAGGAGGAGCUUCGGGCCGCGGGGGUGUCGGUGAUCCACGUGGAUGACGCGGUGAAGAAGCUCGCCGUCGCAUCAAUUUCACGAUAG
This is a messenger RNA of Penicillium canariense, 744 nucleotides long. RefSeq names its product nicotinamidase. The transcript has 2 exons. Bases 1 to 744 code for a protein of 247 amino acids. The record is from RefSeq and is a predicted model, not a curated record. NCBI's taxonomy places the organism in Eukaryota, Fungi, Ascomycota, Eurotiomycetes, Eurotiales, Aspergillaceae.